AUGUCUCCUCUUAAGCCUUCCACUGUGGACAGUGGGUUCAUCUUGGUUCCACCCGCUCUAGAGAAUCCUUUCACAUCGGAUGAGUCGUACCAACGCGUUCUCGAGUGGUAUCUCCCGCCAGAUAUCCUUGAAAUCGUUAAACCCCGUCUCACCAUUUUUGCGGAGGAGGCUAUCUCACAAGAGAUCCAUGAAUUGAUAUCGAACGCGGAGUCGCAGCAGCCAUACGUUAAGACUCACAAUGUAUGGGGUGCCCGUUACCCUUAUGAUCGAUUGGUGACAAGCUAUGGGUGGAGUGAACUGGGAAAAUGGGGGUCAAAGAAUGGUGUUAUAGCAAUUGGGUACGAGGAGGAGUUCGAACAAUACCGAAGGCUCGUUCAACAUGCGUUUAACUACACCUUUUCUGCCUCUUCUGCGGUAUUCUCCUGCCCUGUUUCGAUGACCAGCGGAGCGGCGCGACUCGUAUCCAAGCAGCUAAGCUCCGUGGCAGCUGACCACCCACUUCACGAGAUCUAUCGUCUUCUCACUGCUCGACAAGGGAAUUGGAUUUCGUCUCAAUGGAUGACUGAGAGACCAGGUGGCAGCGAUGUACAGAACUCGGAAACUAUCGCUGUGCACUCACCGCUGCCUGAAAAGACAGGGCGCUAUGGGAAUAUCGAAGAGGGAGACUAUCUUAUAUCUGGAUUCAAAUUCUUUUCGUCGGCUACUGACUGCAACAUGGCUCUUAUUCUAGCCAAAACAGAAUCCGGCCAACUCAGUCUCUUCGUUGCGCCAACCAGAAAGGCGGUGCUUGUCAAUGGCCAAAAACAGCAGGUGUCCAACGGCAUUCGAAUCCAUCGCCUCAAAAACAAGAUGGGCACCAAAGAACUUCCGACAGCAGAAUUAGAACUCAACAACGUAAGAGCCCAUCUUAUUGGACCCCUGGAUCGCGGAGUCGCCACCAUCGCACUUCUUUUGAAUGUAACCAGAACUCAUAACUUGAUUACCGCGUUGUCUUGCUGGCGUCGGGGCAUGGCUAUUGCGAAGAAUUUUGCCAAGGCUCGAACCACUAUUAAUCAGCCUUUGUGGACAUUUCCGAUGCACCUCCGCAUGCUGGCGAAGAUGGAGGUAAAGCACAGGGGUGCACUCCAACUCGCCUUCUUCACCACUGCGCUAUUAAGUUUCGCAGAUAACGGAUUUCCCCCAGAGUAUAUUCAACAAGCAGGCUAUGUGCCUCUACCAUCUCCAGGAGAACAGACAGAAAUCAUCCUAAGGACUCUGACUGCGACGGCUAAGGCUGUUAUUUGCAAGACAAGCACCUUGUCGCUGCAGGAAUGUCAGGAAGCUAUGGGCGGUGUCGGGUACAUGGAUGAGCCAGACGAGCCUGAAUACAAUAUCUCACGCCUCAUGCGUGACACAGCAGCCAACAUGACAUGGGAAGGUACCACAAAUGUAUUGAGCAGUGAGGUGGUCAGGCAUCUCUUAAACAAGAAUGGACAACAUCUAUCAACUUUCGGCGCUUGGAUAAUGCAAGCGAUCUCCCGAGUCAAGGAUUCUGAGCUGAGAAAUGGGCUGAAUCGCGCAUGGACUGAGUUCUUCAAGACACUCAACAGCAGGCAUAAUGACCUGGUCUCUGCUCUCGCCAUGGGACGGCAGGUAAUGUUCACCCUUGCAUGGAUUGUGGCGGGCACGCUGCUUGCACUCGACGCUGAAAGAGAUGCGAAUACUUCUGCCAUGGAGAUUGCGCGACGAUGGGUUCUAGAAGGUGAAGGAAAUAUAGGCGAUUUUCAUCUUCCGAAUGUUGUGAAAGUAUCGGAGCGUGUGCUGAUAAUUAGUGAUCAUGAUAAGAUCAACUGGGAUUGCCGUAUAGUCUGGGGUUUAAAUCUACCUAAAGAUGCCGCAAGAGGUUAUCGUGAACUAAGUAGCCCGAUAUAUAGGCCUAAACUAUAA
This is a messenger RNA of Cladophialophora psammophila CBS 110553, 1926 nucleotides long. RefSeq lists its product as uncharacterized. The transcript has 3 exons. The record is from RefSeq and is a predicted model, not a curated record. Gene Ontology annotation, molecular function: oxidoreductase activity, acting on the CH-CH group of donors. Bases 1 to 1926 code for a protein of 641 amino acids. Lineage: Eukaryota; Fungi; Ascomycota; Eurotiomycetes; Chaetothyriales; Herpotrichiellaceae.